GGCUUCCCCCACAGCUCCAGCUGGAGUGGCCAGGCCCCAAACGUAGGAUGGGGCGCCCCCUACAAGGGCGGGUAGCAGCCAGAACUGAUACAGACCCCCUGAUCUGGGGCCAGGACGCCAGCUGAGGAGGGUGGCAGUAUCUGGAGCCAUGGCUGGCGCCUCAGUGAAAGUGGCAGUGAGGGUUCGGCCCUUCAACGCCCGUGAAACCAGCCAUGAUGCUAAGUGUGUGGUCAGCAUGCAGGGCAACACCACCUCCAUCGUCAAUCCCAAACAGAGCAAGGAUGCCCCCAAAAGCUUCACCUUCGAUUACUCCUAUUGGUCACACACCUCGGCCGACGACCCCCAGUUUGCAUCUCAGCAACAGGUGUAUCGAGACAUCGGUGAAGAGAUGCUGCUCCAUGCCUUUGAAGGCUACAAUGUGUGCAUCUUUGCUUAUGGGCAGACCGGGGCUGGGAAAUCCUACACCAUGAUGGGAAGGCAGGAGCCUGGGCAGCAGGGCAUCGUGCCCCAGCUCUGUGAGGACCUCUUCUCCCGUGUUAAUAAGAAUCAGAGUGCUGAGCUGUCCUAUUCUGUGGAGGUGAGCUAUAUGGAGAUCUAUUGUGAACGGGUACGAGACCUCUUGAACCCCAAGAGUAGGGGCUCUCUGCGGGUCCGGGAGCACCCCAUCCUAGGCCCCUAUGUGCAGGACCUGUCUAAAUUGGCUGUGACCUCCUACGCAGAUAUUGCCGACCUCAUGGAUUGUGGCAAUAAGGCGCGGACUGUAGCUGCCACCAACAUGAAUGAGACCAGCAGCCGUUCCCAUGCUGUCUUCACUAUUGUCUUUACGCAGCGCUGCCACGACCAGCUUACUGGGCUGGACUCGGAGAAGGUUAGUAAGAUCAGUUUGGUGGACCUGGCUGGUAGUGAGCGGGCUGACUCCUCAGGGGCUCGGGGCAUGCGCCUAAAGGAAGGCGCCAACAUCAACAAGUCCCUGACAACUCUAGGGAAGGUGAUCUCUGCCCUUGCGGACAUGCAAUCAAAGAAACGGAAGUCGGACUUUAUCCCUUACCGGGACUCUGUGCUCACCUGGCUGCUCAAAGAGAAUCUGGGUGGGAACUCCCGGACAGCAAUGAUUGCGGCCUUGAGCCCUGCCGAUAUCAACUAUGAGGAGACUCUUAGCACUCUCAGGUAUGCCGACCGCACCAAGCAAAUCCGAUGCAACGCCAUCAUUAACGAGGACCCGAAUGCCAGGCUGAUCCGAGAGCUGCAGGAGGAGGUGGCCCGGCUUCGGGAACUACUGAUGGCUCAGGGCCUGUCAGCCUCCGCCCUGGGAGGCCUGAAAGUGGAAGAGGAGAGUCCCGGAGGUGCUAUGCCAAUUGUAUCUACUCCCCCUGCCCCAGCUUCACCCUCAUCUCCCCCAGCACACAACGGGGAGCUGGAGCCAUCGUUCUCCCCCAGUGCUGAGCCCCAGAUAGGGCCUGAGGAGGCCAUGGAGAGGCUACAGGAGACAGAGAAGAUUAUAGCCGAGCUGAAUGAGACCUGGGAGGAAAAACUCCGCAAGACUGAAGCACUGAGGAUGGAGAGAGAAGCCUUGCUGGCUGAGAUGGGGGUGGCUGUGCGGGAGGACGGGGGAACCGUGGGCGUCUUCUCUCCAAAGAAGACUCCUCACCUAGUGAACCUGAAUGAAGACCCUCUGAUGUCAGAAUGCCUGCUUUACCACAUCAAAGAUGGCGUGACCAGGGUAGGCCAGGUGGAUGUGGACAUCAAGCUGACUGGGCAGUUCAUUCGGGAGCAGCACUGCCUGUUCCGGAGCAUCCCUCAGGUGGACGGAGAAGUGGUGGUCACGUUGGAGCCGUGUGAAGGAGCUGAGACGUACGUCAAUGGGAAGCUGGUGACUGAGCCGCUGGUGCUGAAGUCAGGAAAUAGGAUUGUGAUGGGUAAGAACCAUGUUUUCCGCUUCAAUCAUCCGGAGCAAGCACGUCUGGAGCGGGAACGAGGGGUCCCUCCACCCCCAGGACCGCCCUCUGAGCCUGUCGACUGGAACUUUGCCCAGAAGGAGCUGUUGGAGCAGCAAGGCAUUGAUAUCAAGUUGGAGAUGGAGAAGAGGCUGCAGGAUUUGGAGAAUCAGUACCGGAGAGAGAAGGAAGAAGCUGAUCUUCUGCUGGAGCAGCAGCGACUGUAUGCUGAUUCGGACAGUGGGGAUGACUCUGACAAGCGCUCCUGUGAGGAGAGCUGGAGGCUGAUCUCCUCCUUGCGGGAGCAGCUGCCCCCCACCACAGUGCAGACCAUCGUCAAGCGCUGCGGCCUGCCCAGCAGCGGCAAGCGCAGGGCCCCUCGCAGGGUCUACCAGAUCCCCCAGCGGCGUCGGCUGCAGGGCAAAGACCCCCGCUGGGCCACCAUGGCUGACCUGAAGAUGCAGGCGGUGAAGGAGAUCUGCUAUGAGGUGGCCCUGGCUGACUUUCGCCACGGGCGAGCUGAGAUCGAGGCCUUGGCUGCCCUCAAGAUGCGGGAGCUGUGCCGCACCUACGGCAAGCCGGAGGGGCCUGGAGACGCCUGGAGGGCUGUGGCCCGGGAUGUCUGGGACACGGUGGGCGAGGAGGAAGGUGGCGGUGGCAGUGGUGGCGGCGGCGGUGAGGAGGGAGCCCGCGGGGCAGAAGUGGAAGACCUCCGGGCUCACAUAGACAAGCUGACAGGGAUUCUGCAGGAGGUGAAAUUGCAGAACAGCAGCAAGGACCGGGAGCUGCAGGCCCUGAGGGACCGCAUGCUCCGCAUGGAGAGGGUCAUCCCCCUCACCCAGGAUCAUGAGGAUGAGAAUGAAGAAGGCUGUGAGACCACCUGGGCUGCUCCUGAGGUGUCUGAGGUCCUAGAAGAGACUGCCUCCAGUGACCGGCCGCCCUCAGCCCGGCCCCCCUCGCCUCCCUUGUCAAGCUGGGAACGGGUGUCACGACUGAUGGAGGAGGACCCUGCCUUCCGCCGAGGCCGCCUUCGCUGGCUCAAGCAGGAGCAGCUGCGGUUACAGGGACUGCAAGGCUCUGGGGGCCGGGGUGGGGGGCUGCGCAGGCCCCCUGCCCGCUUUGUACCCCCGCACGACUGCAAGCUGCGCUUCCCCUUCAAAAGCAACCCUCAGCAUAGGGAGUCCUGGCCGGGAAUGGCAGGGGUGGUGGGUGGGGAGGCCCCAGUUCCUCCCCCACCCCCAGAGGAGGUCAUUCCCCCUCCAGCCACCCCUGCCCGAAGGCCCCCAAGUCCCCGCAGGUCCCACCGCCCCCGCAGGAACUCCCUAGAUGGAGGGGGCCGACCCCGAGGAGGGGGUUCCUCGCAGCCUGAACCCCAGCACUUCCAGCCCAAAAAGCACAAUUAUUAUCCCCAGCAGCCCCAACCAUACCCAGCCCAAAGGCCCCCAGGGCCCCGCUACCCCCCAUACACUACUCCCCCCCGGAUGAGACGACAGCGCUCAGCCCCUGACCUCAAGGAGAGUGGGGCGGCUGUGUGAGCCCUGAGUCCUGGGCAGUCUGGCCAGGCCUGUGCUGGAAGGAAGGAGAGACAAGCCUGAGACACUGCUUCCCCAGGAGCCCUGGGGCAGGGAGGCCCGGGAGACUGAGAGAAGGAGACUGGGAGGUCGGAGUAGGUGAUAGAAGAUGUGAGGGGGUGAUGAGGUCGGAGGCCAGAGGCAGGAGGCAGGAAGAGGGCAUGGAGUUGCCAGGAGCAAACCAAAGUGAAGGAAGGAAGAGAAGAGAAGAUAGGAUGCUCCCUCGGGGCCACCCCUUGCAGGGGGGUGGGUGUCCCACAAACGCUGCUAUGGGUGGGGUGGGGGGCUGGGGAGCUGCAUAGUCAGUGUUUGACUUUCUUUUCAAGUAGGGGCAAAGGGAAGAGAAUUACGAACGAGGCAAGUUCUCCUCCCCUGCCACAUCUGUCUGUCUUGUCUGUGGUGGGUUUCUGUUUCCAGGGAGGUGUUGUGGGAUUAUAAGUCAUUCCCCUCCCCUUCCAGGCCUCCUACUAUAUUUGGAGGACCUGUCUGGUUUGGUUGGAGUCCCGCGAUGGCAUGGGACCCUUUAAUAAAGGAUAGCAAACAG
Molecule: messenger RNA, 4049 nt
Organism: Chrysochloris asiatica (Cape golden mole)
Lineage: Eukaryota; Metazoa; Chordata; Mammalia; Afrosoricida; Chrysochloridae
Gene: KIF1C
Product: kinesin family member 1C
Exons: 22
Coding region: 149-3469 (1106 amino acids)
Biological process (GO): microtubule-based movement
Molecular function (GO): microtubule motor activity; ATP binding; microtubule binding
Source: RefSeq, a predicted model, not a curated record